AUGGCCCAGGAGUUAAAAAUACUUGUUGAACAGUCAAAGAGUACCAGAGUUCAGGUCCUGGCACCCUGUAGCAGUUCAGCACCGCGCUGGAGCGGUAGCGGCAGUGGCAGCGGGAGCCUGGGCCGCCGGCCGCGGCGUAAGUGGGAGGUGUUCCCGGGCCGCAACCGCUUCUACUGCGGCGGCCGCCUCAUGCUGGCCGGCCACGGCGGCGUCUUCGCGCUCACACUGCUGCUCAUCCUCAGCACCACCGUCCUCUUCUUCUUCUGCAACUGUCCCUACCUGGCCCGCAGACUGACCCUGGCUGUCCCCAUCAUCGCUGCCGUCCUCUUCUUCUUCGUCAUGAGCUGCCUCCUGCAGACCAGUUUUACUGACCCUGGCAUCCUACCCCGGGCAACCAUCUGUGAAGCAGCUGCUCUGGAGAAGCAGAUUGACAACACAGGCAGCUCCACAUACCGACCGCCCCCUCGGACCCGGGAGGUGAUGAUCAACGGGCAGAUGGUGAAGCUGAAAUACUGCUUCACCUGCAAGAUGUUCCGGCCACCCAGGACCUCGCACUGCAGUGUCUGCGACAACUGUGUGGAACGGUUUGACCAUCACUGCCCCUGGGUGGGCAACUGUGUCGGGAGACGGAACUACCGCUUCUUUUAUGCGUUCAUCCUCUCCCUCUCCUUCCUGACAGCCUUCAUCUUCGCCUGCGUGGUCACCCACCUGACUCUGCGUUCUCAAGAAAGCAGCUUUCUCUCCACUCUGAAAGAGACACCAGCAAGUGUGCUGGAGUUGGUCAUCUGCUUCUUCUCCAUCUGGUCCAUCCUGGGCCUCUCAGGGUUCCACACUUACCUCGUCGCCUCCAACCUAACAACUAACGAAGACAUCAAGGGAUCUUGGUCCAGCAGGAGGGGCGGUGAGGCCUCUGUCAACCCUUACAGCCAUAAAAGUAUUGUCACCAACUGCUGUGCUGUGCUCUGUGGCCCCCUACCUCCCAGCCUGAUCGACCGGCGGGGAUUCGUGCAGUCUGACGCUGUGUUGCCCUCACCCAUGAGAAGUGACGAGCCAGCCUGUGGGGCCAAGCCAGAUGCCAGCAUGUAUGCGCGGGGGCUGAAGGAGCUCCUGAGGACCGCCACUCUCUGCCUCUCCAGGAGUGGCCUGGGGGGAGCCAGGCACCCUGCGCCUCCACCUGCCUAACCUGUGGCCCGUCUGCCACCAUCUGUGCCUACAGGGUCUGCCCCCCAGCCUGUCCUACUUGUGUGCUCUCUAGAGCUCCCCACAGCGGGCAGGUGCUGACCUCCUGGCCCCUGCCCCCACUCCUUGCUGACCAGAGUAUAAAAAAGCCAUACUGCAGCCUCAACACAAUACACACUACUGUAACCCUGCCGAUCUUCCCCCUCUCCUCCUCCCCUCAUGCCCCUUCCCCAGAUGUGUGAGGUGUCAAGACUCUUCAGGAAUCUUGCCUUACAGCCUCCCCCCAGUCAGCAGAGCCAUAGGCAAGCCAAGCAGGUUCCUUCAGGAGCUAUCUGGGUGUCGACGCUGCUGAACAGGUUUGGGGACUGUUCUGAGCACAGCGGCUCAGCACUGUUCCCACGCCCCCAUCCCCCCAGGAGGAUGCGAGGUGUGAGCCUGUGUAUCCCUGGCCCCAGGCACCAAGGGCUGGCUACACAGCUCCACUUCUUCCAGGGACCCAAAGGGAACUGGGCCAGACCUGGGAAGACUAGCUGUGCCCAGCACAGGCCGCUCACCUGCUGUCCACUACCUUUUCUAACAGAAAUAAAGAGCCCUCUCUUCUUGCUGGAGCCUUGAGUGUGUCUCACCCCUUUCCUUUGGGGCCAUGGGUGCUGCCGGCUGCGGAUGUGUGAGAAUGACUAUCUCCCUCACAACCCUGGCCAGAUAGCGCUGCUCUGGAGACAGGCCCGGAGGGACAUGGGGAA
Messenger RNA from Microtus ochrogaster (prairie vole), 1922 nucleotides. It is a transcript of the gene Zdhhc18, whose product is annotated as zDHHC palmitoyltransferase 18. Gene Ontology annotation, molecular function: protein-cysteine S-palmitoyltransferase activity. Lineage: Eukaryota; Metazoa; Chordata; Mammalia; Rodentia; Cricetidae. Gene Ontology annotation, biological process: protein targeting to membrane; peptidyl-L-cysteine S-palmitoylation. The record is from RefSeq and is a predicted model, not a curated record. Gene Ontology annotation, cellular component: Golgi apparatus; endoplasmic reticulum.